Molecule: messenger RNA, 1297 nt
Organism: Musca vetustissima
Lineage: Eukaryota; Metazoa; Arthropoda; Insecta; Diptera; Muscidae
Product: A disintegrin and metalloproteinase with thrombospondin motifs 6-like
Exons: 8
Biological process (GO): proteolysis
Molecular function (GO): metalloendopeptidase activity
Source: RefSeq, a predicted model, not a curated record
GCCUGCAUUCGGACGAACUGAAAUCUGGAGAAUUAAUAAUACCACGUAAAGUCAACAGAAAUGGUGAAUUUGUAUCGCACAAUCUGCAACAUCAUCAUGGCCAGCAUUAUAAACAUAAUCGUAAACGUCGCAGUAUAGACGAUACGCAAUUGGAGCCAGAAGUUCACUAUCAUUUGGAUAUAGAAAAUGAAACGCUGCAUUUGGAAUUGGAGCCACAUAGUUAUUUUAUGACACCGCACCUGAUAGUGGAAAGACAUCGUCGUGAUUUGCGUACCCGUAAACGUUUGCAAAAAAAUACCAAUUGCCAUUAUCAUGGACGGAUAAAGGAUCAGCCAGAUUCGAGGGUAGCUCUGUCAGCUUGUAAUGGUUUGGUUGGUCACAUAAAAACCAAAAAUAAUGAAUAUUACAUUGAGCCAUCAAAACUUCAUGCCGCAGCCCACAACGUUAACGGACAUCCGCAUGUUGUAUUUCAAAGAUCAUCUGUUAAGGAAAAGUCAUCACAUAAAUUGUUGCAAAAUGGAACGAAACGUCAAAGGCGAACUUUAAGUAAUUGUGGCACCAAGGAGCCAAGACGACGAAUAGAAGCACGUCUCGUGGAAUGGCAACCACAAGGCAAGUUAAAAAUACAAGGUGGACGUAAAAUAAGACGUCUACAUCAUCAACAGCCACAUUUCAAAUAUGAGACAACCACGGCGGAUGUAAAACAUCAGGAAUACCAUAAACAUCAAAUAAAAAAUCAUCAACAACAGCAUUCACAACAUCACCACACAACACAACAACAUCAAUCCCAGCAACACCAUCAACAACAACAACACUCACAACGACGCAUGAAACGUUCAAUUAGCAGCCCACGUCAUGUUGAAACUCUAAUUGUUGCCGAUUCGACAAUGGUUAACUUUCAUAAUGAGGUAGAGACGUAUCUUUUGACCAUCAUGAAUAUGGUCUCAGCCCUGUACAAAGAUCCCAGUAUUGGUAAUGCCAUUGAAAUUGUGGUGGUGAAAAUAAUCCUGCUCGAAGAGGAUGAAGCACAUCCAGAUUUGAAUUUAACACAGAAUGCUCAACAGAAUUUGGAUAUGUUCUGUAGUUGGCAACACAAAUUAAAUAGCGGCAAUGAAUUGGAUCCACAUCACCAUGAUGUAGCCGUUUUGAUAACCCGUAAAAAUAUAUGCGGUAAUAAUUGCAUGACCCUGGGUCUAGCCAAUGUUGGCGGAAUGUGUAAACCUAAACAGUCUUGUAGUGUUAAUGAAGACAAUGGCAUAAUGCUUUCACAUACCAUAGCCCAUGAGUUGGGUCAUAA